UCCUCCGGGUUUUGCCUCUUGCGACUCCGCCAUUAAACCUCCGAGCAAGAGGAGGAGGAAGCGGCUGCAGGUUUAAAGCGAGAGAUCGGGGCAGUUGCAGAGAUCGCCUGCUGCAGCCUCCGACGCGCCCCGCUUCCAGCCGGGGACGGUGCCAGGGAACUGUAGUUCGCGCCCGCGGGCGCCGAAACGGAGCUGAGCGAGCGGGGAGCAGCGCCGGUACGAACCGGGAUGGCCAUCGAUCGCGUCCAUUGUUUCUCACUCAGGAAGACUAUCGCCUAAACACUGAGCAUCACUGCCAGGGAAUGGUCAGGGGCAGGUGGUGUAUAUGACGGUUGAACCCCAUUGACCACAAUCCAAUUCUUUAAAGGACUAGAAGAUCAACCAAGAAGAUAGUUGUUCCUUCUUUCAUAUUUCUGGCCAGACUUUCAGGGAUUGAGAGCAAAGAUAGUUUCCUGUCAAUCAUCCGGCUUCUAGAUUGGCCCAGUGAACUUUGGAAGCGAUGAAGAAGCAAAAAUCUACAGGUCCGGAACUGGAACUCAGACCAGACCCAGCAGGAAAAGCAAGCAGGGUGCUCCUGCCUGGAAUUAGGAUGGAGCAACCAGGAUAUGGAGUGCCUCAAGACGGCAAAGGGGGACCUGGCAAGGGGAGGCAAGAGCAAUGGGAAGCCCAGUGGCAGCAGUUCCUGAAGACCCUGCAGCCCCUUCACCCAGAAGAUGGAAGCACCCCAGAGACGCCUGAGUCUGCCCCCUGGGAAGACGCCAAGGCCUUCCUGGUCUCCUUUGAGCAAGUGGCCAAAGCCUGCCGCUGGCCCAGAGGAGAGUGGGCAGCCCGGCUCCUGCCUGCGCUGAGCGGGGAAGCAGACGAGGCCUUCCGGAGCCUGGAAGCCAGAGACAGAGAGGAUUAUGGGAAGGUGAAGGCGGCCAUCUUGCGAGGGGCCGCCCUGAGGACGGAGGCUGAGCGCCAACACUUCCGGCACUUCUGCUGCCAGCAGGUGGAGGACCCCCGGAGGAUCCACCUGCAGCUGCAGGAUCUCUGCCACCAGUGGCUGAAGCCGGAGAGACGCAGCAAGGAACAGAUCCUGGAGCUGCUGGUCCUGGAGCAGUUCCUGGCCAGCCUCCCGCCAUCGCUGCAGAGCUGGAUCCGAGCAGGAGGACCAGAGUCAUGUUCGCAGGCGGUGGCCCUGGCAGAGGAGUUCCUGGUGGCCAGCCAGCAGGUGGGCAAAACAGACAAAUGGCAGGGGCCGCUGCAAGAGGUGUGUUUGGGUUCUCUGGAUGCAGUUGAGGAGCCCUCGCAUGCCACCAAGGGGCAGGUCUGCUACGAAGGGAAGCAGGACAGCGAUGGGGAGAUCAGCUUGCUGGGCAGCGGAAUCAAGUGCUCAGGUCACUCUCGUUCCUUGUCUCCUGCGGAAGGACAGAGGAUGGCUGAAUCAGGUCUGAAUGAGGGGCUGGUGAGCCUCAAGGAGGCAGGUGUCUCCUUGCACCUAGUGGAGCCGACUCUGAUCCAGCCAGCCCAACAGACGAUGUUCUGGCAAGUCCUGCAGGAGGAAGAUAGGAAGACAGAAUCCUUGGAGGGAUUUUUGGCACCCAAACCAGAUUUCCCCUCCCACCCCAAAAAGGAGGAUGAGAUGUUCCACCAGUUCUCAGUGCGAUGUGAACGACCCUCGGACCAAGCUAUGGGUGAUGGGAAGCGAAGUGAUCUCAAGGUGGAGAAUUCGCAGUAUGGAGGAAAUGAGGCAGAGCCACAACCAGAUAUGGGCCAAGGGAAUGGACCAAUAGCAGCUGAGCUGUGUGAGAAAAGAUGUGAUGGGAAAAGACAUUGGAUCAAGAUGGAGAAAUCUCAGCUAGGAGAAACUUUGCUGGCAGAAGCACAUAGGACGUUAGCAGAAACAUCCCAAUGGGAUUUCCCUGAGGCAUCUGAAAUUUAUGAGGACCGAUGGGAAUCCAAAGAGCAUCAGGAGAAACAGCUGCUGAUGGAGAACAAGAAUGAAUACACAGAGGUUGUACAAAUUCUCCCACCUGCUGUUAGCACCAUGCAGACACAGGGGGGAAAGCUCUUCUCUAAGCAGGUCAGAAAAUCCCGCUACAAAUCGGGACUUCUUAUGAUCCCUAACAGGGAGAACGCCUAUAAAAGUCCCACGCUGGAAGAAAACGUCCAGCUGAAAUGUUUCUUGGAUAACCAUCCAGGAAUCUCUGCAGGCGAGAGGCAACAUGAGCUCUCUGAGGGCAGGAAAGGCGUCCGCCGUGGGGACGGUUUGAUCGGGUAUCAGAACAGUCGCACGCAAGCGGAUCCCUACGAAUGUCCCGAGGAUCGGAAAAGCUUCGGGAACAGAAAGGCAUUAAAGCGGGAUCAAGGGAUUCAGACAGAGGGGAGGAGAUACCAAUGUGCGCAGUGCGGGAAGUUCUUCAGACACAGGCAGACGCUGGCUAAGCACCAGAAAAUUCACACGGGAGAGAAACUGCACGAGUGCCCCGCGUGUGGGAAAGGGUUCACCUCUCGGGAGCCGUUACUGAGACAUCAGAGGAUCCACACGGGAGAGAAGCCGUACGAAUGCCCUCAGUGUGGAAAGUGCUUCAGGCAGAGGGUGCACCUGAUGUGCCACCAGAAAACCCACACGGGAGAAAAGCCGUUCAAAUGCCCCGAGUGCGGGAGGAACUUCUCUCGGAGGGAUAAGCUGAUCAGGCACCAGAGAAUCCACAGAGGGCAAAGGCCUUAUUCGCACCCGGAGGGCGGGAACAGUUUCGAUCAGAGAGCAGCGCUGGCAAAACACCAGGGCCUCCAAGAAGGGUGCUGAGAGACUGCUCUCUAGACGGCAACACAUUUUCCACAGUCAGGAGGGAAGCAGGGACUCGAGCUCCCGUCCCCGAAAGCCUCUUUUAAGCAGGUUGCAUUGCCACAGAGAAAUAAAUACAGUGGUACCUCAGUUUUCAAACAUAAUCCAUUCCGGAAGACCGAGUUCCGAAACAUUUGAAAACCUAAAACUCAAUACGGCAGCCGCAUGGCAUGUUCAACUUCCGAGGUGUGUUCAAAAACCAAAGCAUUAACUUCUGGGUUUACGGUGUUCAGAAACUGAAAUGUUUGUCAACGGAGACAUUCGAAAACCGAGAUACCACUGUAAAUAAAAGGAGAUGCCAAGCCUCUAACUGAAAAUUUCCUCUGCGACCUGUGCAGUACAAGAAAGAACAUGCAUCGCGUGGCGUUUCGUGAGCAGACCUGUUUCUUCAGAAUCCCUGUUUGCAAAGCUCUGAAGGAGUACAAUAAUAAAAUGAAUUCUGACUGGGUACCUACCGGUACUGUCUCCUUUAAUCGUGGCCGAGUCUCAUGCUUGCCUCUGUGCUAUGAACAUUGAGGAUUAAAACUCAUGUGGGAAGCCAUGACGGCUUAAAGUGGCAAUAGAGACCAGGCAGAGGGCCUUCUGGGUAGUGGCGCCUGCCCUGUGGAACACCCUCCCAUCAGAUGUCAAGGAAAUAAACAACUAUCUGACUUUUAGAAGACAUCUGAAGGCAGCCCUGUUUAGGGAAGUUUUUAAUGUUUUAUCGUGUUUAUAAUAUUCUGUUGGGAGCCUCCCAGAGUGGAUGGGGCAACCCAGCCAGUUGGGCAGGGUAUAAAUUAUUAUUAUUAGAGUGCUUUACAUGUAUGCUGCAAGCGGGGCCUUCGUCUCUGGUUGUUAUUCGCUUGCAUUAAAUGAUUACUGUAUAUUCCUGCGCAUAAGACUACUUUUUAACGCAGGAAAAUCUUCUCAAAAGUUGGGGGUGUCUUAUACGCCGGGUCGUAUUUCUUAUACGGCGAGUAUAUCCCAAACUCUAUAUUUUAACUGGAAAAGUUGGGGGGUCGUCUUAUACGCCCAUCCGUCUAGUUAUAACAAUGCAGAAGAGUGACAAUGAGAGACAGAGGUUCCAUCUGCCCCAUACAUUUAAAGCAGUACUGUAUUAUGUCACUAGUCACAGCUUCACCCAAAGGAUUAUGGGAACUGUAGUCUGUUACAGGCGCUGAGAGUUUUUAGGAGGCCCCUAUUCCCCUCAUAGUGCUACAGUUCCCAGACUGGUUUAAGAAUCCCUUGCCCCAAGGAACUCUUGUGAAUCAUAGCUUCAUGAGGGCAAUAGGGGUUUCCUAGCAACUCUCAGCAUCUUUAACGAACUACAGCUCCCUUUGGGGGAAGCCAUGACUGCUUAAAGUGGUGUAAUACUUCUUCUUUUUUUUUUUAUUUUUUAUUUUUUAUUUAUUUUAUUUGCAUUUCAAAUCAUUACAAAUUAUAUCGACACCAACAGAGGAAGACGGGAAAAAGAAGGAUAAGAAACCUAUUAUGGAUUAUAAGCUGUUAUAAAUCAAGAAAUCAUAUAAAAUGGUAAAUCAUAUACAUUUAACAUAUUAUAGCAAUAUAAAAGUAAACUUCAACAAAUUAAUGACCAACAAAGGGAACUUAAAGAAAAACAUAAAUAAAGAGAAUGAGA
This is a messenger RNA of Zootoca vivipara (common lizard), 4448 nucleotides long. NCBI's taxonomy places the organism in Eukaryota, Metazoa, Chordata, Lepidosauria, Squamata, Lacertidae. The record is from RefSeq and is a predicted model, not a curated record.